AUGUUGGAGUCAUUAGUUGAGAAGCUACUGAAUAAAUUCCUCGCGCCAUACGUCGAGGGGAUUGAGAGGAACUUACACUUGGGGGUAUGGUCAGGCAACAUAGUUUUAGAGAACCUGAAACUUAAGCCGCAGAUAACCGAAAUAUUAGAUCUAUCUUUUAAGAUAAUCCAUGGUAACAUAGGAAGAAUAAAUAUACAGAUACCAUGGAGUAAGUUAGGGAAGAGUCCCGUAUGUGUGCUCAUUAAAAAUGUGCACAUAUAUAUAAAACCAAGAAGCUACAAAAAAAGCGAAGAUGUGAUCAUCGAAGAGUUGAGAAGAGCCAAAAUACAUAGACUGGAACUGUUGGAGGAAGAAAUUUCCCUCAUUAAACAACAGAAAAAUAAAGAGAAGUCAUCGGAAAAGUCCACACUUAUAUUUAAAUUGUUAAAUAAAAUUAUUAACAAUAUCCAUGUAGAUAUUCAGGACAUUUUAAUUCAUUUUGAAGACCCUGAGAGGAAUUUUUCCAUCGGAUUUAUCCUCAAGUCUUCCUCCGUCAAGAAUUGUCUUGUGAAGGACGAAAACGCGGCGGACGCUGGCAGUUCGGGCGCAAAUGCGAGUGCAAAUGCGAAUGAGGAGUAUAAGUUAAAUCACAUAAUCGAGUUCAAGGGGUUGUGUAUCUACAGCAACAGUAAUAUAAGGAAAAAGCGCAGGAGGAGGAAGAAGGGGCAAAAGGGGAAAACAGGAGGUAAAAGGGAUCGAAGCGGUCAGAAGUGCCGAAAUAUCUCUGAGGGGCCCCCCAAGCGGGAGGCGACCAGCGCGAGCGGCUCGUCCGAUUUGCUAACGAGGGACGACCCUGAUAAGGACCAAAGGGAAGACCUGAAGAAUAGGUUAUCCCUCUCCGACGACGAAGAUGAAGCAAAUGAUGCCAGCGGCAGAGUAGACAAUUUGGACCGUUCGUCCAAGAUGAUGGACAAUUUGUCCUUUAGUUACGACAAGAACGAGGACCUGACGUUUGAGUCCAAGUUAGGUAGUGACAACGAAGAAGAAGAUCACAAUGGUGAUAGUAAGGACAACUAUUUGAAGAGAACGCUAACCCAGAUUAGCAACUUCUUGAAAGAUGACGAGAACAAAAUUUUAAACUACUACAACUUUGAGUAUCUGAUAAAGCCGUUCGACUUGGUGCUGCCAGUGGAGCAGUCCAGUAACAAAAAGGAGCUGAAGGCCAAGCUAGAAAUAGGGGAAAAGUGGGAAGGAAUUACGCUAACUAGGACGCAAAUUACAAAAAUUAUCGAAAUAAUGAAUGAAGCCAAUAAGUCCAGGAAUCAGACGAACAAGCUGCUGCUAAAGUAUGCCUGUACGGUUAAGCUAGACAUAGAAUCUCUGCGGAAUGAGACCAAAAAUGAAUUUAUGACUCUGUACAAUAAAGUUCUUGCAGAGAAGUACAACAUAGCAACGACGGAGUUAACCUCCCAGGAGAUGAACCGGUUGCAAAUUUUGUACGAUGUCGUUGGGGUACGUCAUCUAGCCAAGUGGAGAUUGCAUUGUAAAAACACAUUGGAAAAAAUAAUUGAAGAGAAGAAUUUGAAAAAAAAAUAUCUCUACGACUCUAUAUAUAAGCAGCAGUCCUGGUGGUCCUGGGUGACUGGUAAUAAGAAGGACAUUGAAAAUAAGGUGCAGAGUAUUUUAAAUAGUGAGCAAGACAUUAUAAAUGAGAAGGAGUUGUACAUUCUGCAGGAAGCUAUGACAAACGAGGAUAGUUACGAUGUGGUCCUUCCAACCAAAUAUGAUUUUCAGUUCAAAUUGGCAAAUUUUUCCAUUAACGUGUAUGAUGAUUGUAAGAAGGGGAGAAAAAGACGGGUCCUGCCUGAGCAAGGCCAGUUAGCAGAAAGGGGAAGAAUUAACGCUAAUGUGUACCCUAUUGAUGGAAGCCCAACUGAUGGUAGACUAACGGAAGGAAUUUCCAAUCCAAUGAGCAACCUAUUGGGAGAGGACCCUUCCAAAAAAUGCGAUAGCAACAAUUUUGGAGACCACCUGAGUGAGGAAAUAUCUCUCAGCGGAAGUGAAAACAGUCUGAUGAAUAGCUCCCCAUCUAUGAGCGCCUCCAACAGUAACUAUAUCAAGAAGAGGAUAAAGUAUGAAGAAAUUAACAUACUCUCGAUAAAUUUUUACCAAAUAUAUUCUUCCCUGUCGUUACAGUCCGUGGUGGACCACAACGAUAAUGAUAACUUCCAAUGGAAGUUCAUAAUCGAGUUACAAAAUUUCGUAGCAAAGCAUAAGAGUAAAGUUUUUAUGGAGUUUAGGACGAAUAAGAAUUUAUUCCCCUACAAUGUUAGCAGUGGAGGAAAUAGCCUUUACCAGAAUCCAAUUUAUUAUUCUUUGCUACAUAGCCAGAGUUUGUGUGCCUAUGUGGAGAUAAACCACUUAGUGACUGAAAAGGGGAACACUCUGUCCACUUUGUUAAGGUUGAAUCCGCUGGAGCUGUACGUGUCUCCGUUACUUAUUAAGAACAUCCUGUCUUUUGCCUUCCCCCUGAUAGAUAUCGUUAAUAAGAAGCACAAGUCGGUUUUGCGGAGGGGAAAGGGGAAGGGCUCCUUUGUGGGCGACGCUGCGGCCGAGGCGCCCCAGAGGGAACAGCUUCUCACAGAAGAUUUCCCUACUGAACAGCUCCCCAGUGAAAGGCUCCCCAGUGAAGAGCUUCACGGGGAACCGCUCAACGGAGAACCCCCCGCCGGAGAGACUCCUAGGUGCGCCGCGGGCGACGGUCAGGCGGACACGUCGGAUGAUGACGAAGAAGACGACGAGGCGCUGCUGCACAUCAAGAAGAUGGAGCAGACGGAAUUGAUAGAGGGGCUGAAAGAGAAGGGAGAAAAUGUAUACAAUAGAGCAGUUCAGCAUUUGCCGGAGCUCUUCGAAUUUUACAUUCAUAUAUGUGGCCCAAUAUUGCACUUUGACAAUUUAACCAACGGCAUUGUCGAAUUGCACCUGGGUAAUCUGAUCGCCAAGACGGAGUGCCCUUGCACGUACCACAAAUUUAACUUGAUUUUCGAAUUCAACGAAACGCAGAUAACGUGCCUGAAGGCGUCUUUGCAGGGGGGUGGGGGCACGUGGAUGGGUAAAAAUGGCGUGGAUGUGAGGCGUACGAAGGUGGACUUGGUUAAUGGAUUGCCCCCCGUGAGAAGGGAGACUCCAAAUGUGCAGCGGGAGGAAGAGCCGGAGGAACAGCAGCAGGAGGAGGGGAAUAACCCCCCCGUUGAGGAAACCCAUCUGAAGGACAGCUACUGCCACCGCAUAAAGGAAAAGACCCAGAAGAGUGAGAAGUUCUACAUACUGCAGCCCAUCCCUGUAAAGGUGUACGUGGAAUAUGACUUCAAAAUUUUGAAGACGAACAUUAUUUUGGAUGGCAUUUUUUUCCAAAUAAAUCCAGACGCAGUGAGCAUCAUAUUGGCUGUGCCGACCUCCAUAACGAGGUAUUUAACUCGAUUCUACUCAAAAAAUAAAAAAGAAAAGGACUCUCUCAAAGGUAGAAAGAAGACUCCAGUGGAGAAGAAGAUAAUUUCUUCUUUCAAGGAGGAAGGAAAUAUCUCCUUGAAGAUACCUUCCGCGGAAGAAGCUUCCAAAGAGGAGAGUAGCCCUGUCCUUGUUGAUGCUCCGAAUGACGAUGAGUCGAAGGCCAACCUGACUGAUGUGAACCAAAUUAACAAACCGGAGGAAGGAUCCUUUCUCUACGAUAUCGACUUUUUAAUUAAAAAUUCAGCCUUCUCCAUUAAAAAUGGGAAAAACAGGGAAGUGCUGAAAUACGAGGCCUGCGGAAUAUCAUACAAGAAUUACCUGCAGAGAAAGAAGAAAAUUGUCAAGGUUGAAAUAGAGCAGCUGUGGAUUUGUGACCCGAGUAAUAGGCAGCCAAUUUUUUUUACCCUAACGAAGAAUGUGAAUUCGAAGGAUAUUUUUCUCUUCCGGUCGUUGUCGACUUAUUUGGAGAAGAAGCAGAAUGCGAUGGUUAAUGGGGGCGUCGUUCAGGUGGGGAUCUUACCACCACCACCAUUACAGCCCUUACAGCCGUCACCACCGUCGCCGUCGCCAGGAGGGGAGGGCACCAAUUUGGGGACUCUGCCCAGUGGGGCUGCAACCAGUGAUAAACUUCAUGGCAGCCGCAGGGGGGGGGACAAUACCAUGAGUAGAGAUGUCAGUAAUGAGGAGAACGGCUCGGGGGGCAUAGAUCGAUUUCUGUCGGCUCAAAGAAUGGAGGAUUUUAUGGAGAGUGGUUUUCCGAGCCAGGGGAAGGUAUGUCCCACCAAUGAUGGACUGGAUAAAUGUGGGCAAGUGAGGACAGGUUCGAACCGAAGUAGCCCUAACAAGGGGGGAGCGGCUUUGAAAGUUGGCCACGCGGAGGGUGAGAUGGACGAGGACGUUAGCUUCGAUGUAGACGCCAGCUGCGACGAUGGCGAAGACAGCGACGAUGAUGACGAUGGUGACGACUUCAUGGACGCCAUCGAAGAGAAGCAGCUGUCUAUAAAUCUGCAAAUUCUGCAGAAUCAAGACGAAAUCAACAGGGACAAUAUGCACGUGAAUUUGAUCAUCAGCGAUAUCGAGUUGCACUGGAAGUACAAAACGAUUAAGCAGAUAUUCAAAACGAUGAAGGAAUACAAGAAGAAGCUUCAAUACGGAAUUGAGAAGGACAUGAAAUAUAUCAAAAAUAAGUUAAAGAAUGAGGAGUUAAAAAAUUAUAAGAUGUUCAUUUCGGAACACACUCUAAGGAGUGUUCAGGAGACCCUAAAUAAUGUGAAGAAUUCUUUGAAUAUUUUGGACAUAGAUUCUGCCAAGAGGGACAAUGAGGAGUUGGAACAGCAGUUGGAGCAGAAUAAAACCGCUUAUCCAGGUGUUGGCACACAUGCGGGAAGCGUUCCGAUGAGGCAAGCGCCAAUACACCCCAGGGGGGGAAACCUCCUGGAAGGUAUGGGAAAAGAUGAGCAUAUGGCUGGAAGGAGUACACAAAGUGCAGCCGGAGAAAGCAGUGUCGCACAGAGCUGUGCAGCACAACGUGGUGACCAUUCCGAGGGGGAUAUCCUUAGCAAUGGGUUGAAUAACACCCUACCGAAGCUGCACGGGCAGAAGAACUCCUACGUGAAGUACUUAUUCAAUUGCUACAUCAAGAGUGCCUCGCUAGCCUUCUGGCAAAAGAGGAAGAUCUUCUCAAAAAUUCAAGUGAGCAGCAUAUAUUACGAAAAUAAGGUGUACUUAACCUUUGACCAAAAAAUGUUCGUAAACAUCGAGAAGGGCAUCAUAUCGAUGAAUAGCAAAAAUAUCAUUUCGAACAAUAUAAAUGAUUAUACGUAUGAUUUGUUCAUUUCGAGGAGGAGCAAAAGGUUUGGCGCAACCGAUUUUGAGAAGGUCAAACCAAGUGAGGAUAGCAAAGGGGAGAAUGUGAAGACUAUGUCGGAGAGACGAAACAGUAAAGACAUUUUAAACUACAUCAGUGUGGAUAAUCUAUCUGAGGAAAUAAAAAAAAAAAAAAAAUCAAACAAACAGAAAAGGCAGGAUUUAUUUGUUGGAAAAAUUAAGGUAUACAAAGACACAAGGAAUUACAACAUGUGUUUGCUCUGCCAAAUAUCCAGUAUAUACUACAUUUUUUACUUACGCGAUUUGAAGUUAUUUCUGGAGUACCUAGAUGACGGCAUUUUAAACGUGUUUAUAAGUAAAUCGUACAAGAAGGUCGUACAGGUAGCUCAGGCGAAGUAUUUUCUCUUCCAUUGCACCAUCUUGGAUCCCGUUGUUAUCAUUCCGGAGGAUAAAAAUAUAAUAUAUAAUUAUCGCGGGGAGGUUAAGAACGUGUCCAACUGCUCCAAGGCGAGCAUGAAUCAGAGUGGGAGUACCAACCAAGGGGGGAACUCCAUCCCGUACAUCGAAUCGUAUUUGAAAUUCCAUUUGGGCACCUUAAAAUUUAAGAAUUCGUACACGAUGAAUUACACCCAAGGGAUCGUCGCAAAUCAGAGAAGAGAGCUUCGCAAGAGGAGGAGGAAGAGGAGGAAAAGGCAAGCAAGACAGGCGAAAGCAACCAUCCAGGCAAGAUCUACCCCAGGAAAGGGUCAAAUGGGUGUCCACAACACCGAUAAAGGCAGCAUCUCGACCGAAGAUGAGGCAACAGAAAAUGAGGAAGUGGAAAAAGAUGCCUAUACAACAAGCGUCGGCGCGAAAUACGAUUUUACCCUCUAUGUAGAUUUGAUAGACAUGAAAUGUCGCGCCUGUGAAAAUGGGGGAAGUAUCAACAUAGAAGGGAACAUUCUACAAAAAGUCAACAUAGGAUUAUGCCUAGUCAGUAGCCAGGAUGGUGUUUUCAUUUACUUCAAUGGGAACGAUUUUGGCCUGGAUUUGACUGUAUUUCAGUUGGCCUUUCUGUUAGACAUUAUUAAUGAGAACUUUUGCUACAAGGGCUACUUCCCUAUGUGCUUCAUUUGUGAUAGGGGCGUGAACAUAGACAGCAUCUUGAAUAGCGAGUGGUUCCGCAAGGGGAACAUCAAUUUAGGGAACCUGAGUGUUCUCCGCGGGGGGGAAGCGGCGCAGAGGGGGGUAAAGGGGGUGAAAGAGGUGAACGAGACGAACGAGGCGAACAAGACUAGCGAAACUAACGAGACUAACCGGACGAAAGACGCGAAAGAGACGAAUGAGACGAACGAGGAAAACGGUUUGAGUAGCCCCAGGGGGCCGCGAAACUCGGUCGCGAGUGAACCGGUGAAGAAGAACGGGAUGAAGCUAUACGUGUACAUAAAUCUGGAGAGCCUAAGGAUUAAAACCUCCUUUGACAGAAACACCCCAGUAGCUAUAAUAACGUUCCAAAAUAUAAGCAUCUCGUUUGACCUAGUUCUCCUGGAUUUUUACUAUAUCUAUUUUUUCGACCUUUAUAGUAACUCCCUCUACAUUGAUGAUGUGAGAAAGAACUCCAUUAACUACUACAAGCGAGUGGCAUACUGCUGCAUCGAGAACGAAGCAAAGAGGGGGAUGAGGAAGAAGGGGGGAAAAUAUUAUGAGGAAAAGAUGACAGGGAAUUUUCUGAGGGAGAAUGCCGAGGCUAAGUUAUCUCUGAUUAAGAACACUAGCAUAUCGGUGAAUAGCAACUCGUGCGUUUCGAAUCUGAACGAGGAGAACAACAUGAGCAGCAGCGCUGCGGCGGGAAGCCACCCAGUGGUAGGAAACAGCUCUGUGUUGGGAAGCAACGCAGUGGUUGGAAGCAACUCGGUAGUGGGAAGCAGCUACCCCACGGUGGAUCGCUGCACACCUCCCCACGCAGCUGCGAAGGACUACAGAGCCCUGCUGCGGUACAUGUUCGAGAACAACGUAUUUCUGAGUGAGGAAAAAAAGAAGAAAAGGCAAAAGGGCAUAAAGAUAAGAAUCAAUUCCUUUAUAGAGGAUCUCAUCCUAAGCAUAGAAUUGGAUGAUGCGUACAUCUGCUGCUUCUUUAUCAUUUUUCUGGAUAUAUAUAAAUUCCUGUCUAGCGCUUUCAAUAUGAGCACACAACAUCUGUAUCCGAAGCCAUCUCCUUACAUCGUUACGGCGAAGGAGCCACCAAGGAAGAGAAGGGGGAAGAAAGUUUCCGGGGCCUAUGACCCUUCUCAGAAUGAUGUUGCCAGUCUAGGAAAGAACAGACAUGAUUUGAAAGAGGAUAAGAGGGAAACCCACCCGGAAGAAGCAAACAGGAGUGGCAAGAAUGCGGAAAAGUAUGCUGUGGAGAAUGUCAGGAUAGAGGGAAAUGUUUUUAAAUCGAAGGCGAAAAGUCAGGAAGGGGGAAGCAGACGCCGUGGCAAGCAGGAGAACAUUUCCCCAGUUGGGGGAACAAAGGAAGAAAAACAAGAAGACGCAGACAAAGGAGAGGGUCAAAAUGCGACGAAUGGGGGAAAAAAUAUAUCGAGAGGAAGCAGCAUGAAUUCUAGUCGAUUAAAGUUUAUCAGAGAGCUCAUGGGGAAUGAGAAAAAUCAGACGAUAAUCAAUAUAAAUGAAAUUCUCAAAUUGGACAAUAAACCCAUUCACAUAAGCUUCAAAGUAAACAAUGGCAAUUUUAUUGUCUUCACGGAUCUAGAGCAUGUGGCUCAUCCGAUCUUGAUGUGGUCAAAUAACUUCGUCUUCUCCUUCUCUCUUUUAAACAAGUGCAUAAUAUUUAGGAAAAUAUACGCCUUAAAUAGUAAAAUAAAGCGAAUUAACUAUGUCAGUAGUUUUCCUAGCGAUGUGAGUAGGAGGAAGAGGAGGAUGAACGCGACGAGGGGUAUGGACGGAGAAGGCCCCAAGGAUGUGUCUAACCCACUGCACAAUUAUCACAAGAAAAAAAUUCUACUGUGUGAUAAUUUAAAUGUUAAGGGGGAAGCGCUAUACGAAUCAGUCGACACGAAGAAGGAGAAUUAUAUUUUAAAAGGGAACGUGAGGAAGAAGGAUUAUCCCCAGGUUAUCUCCGUUUUUGAGGUCAACAUUCACAUUGGAAAUUUCGACAUACGACUGUCGAAUGACGACGUGGAGAUUUUACUGACGGCCUCGUCCACCCUGUUCGGCGAUGUGCCCAGCUCUUACACCAACAUCUCCGUGGGUGUGGUAAUCCCGCCGGUGACGUUUAUUCACACGAAGAUAAAGAACAAAUUUAUGAGGAAUAACAUUUAUUUUGUGAUGAAGGGGGUGCGAGAUGGCGAGGCGGAAGGAGGGGGACGUGUGGAAGGUGCGGACGAUGCGGAAGAUGCUGUGACUGGGAGAAGCGCGCGAGAUGACGACCAGAGCCCCGCCCAGGCCCUGCAGAUUAUGAACAUAAAUAAGCUGAAAUGGGGGAAAAGAAAAAGGGAAAGAGGAAGAACGGUGGCUGUUCGGGCUGACCUUACCAAUGGGGGGAAAAAUAUGAAGCAGGAGGGGUAUAUCGCAUCGGAGGAGAAGCUCCAACUGGGAAUAAACCCCCUUAAGGAGGAAAAAACGCUCCUUACAAGGAAGAAGCAGAAACGCGAGGUAGACCUAUCCGAGUCCAGCAAUAACCUGAUUGAAUCAUUUUCGUAUAACGCUUUGUCGGAAAUUUCAAUGGACUCCAAUUUGACGAUAUACUCCGACUCUUCCACCUCGGAGUCGUACACAACCAGCAGGAUAUUCUCCUCCAGUAAAUGUGCAAUGCAAAAUGAGUCAGAAUCCGAUUUGACUAGCGGCAAUGAACAGGGAACUACCUAUCGAGACAUCAAGAUAGUAAUAAAUCUGCACAAGGUGAAGUGCACCUUCAUCGACGAUAUAAGAAAUUCAAUCGUGCCAAUAAUCAGGACGAUCAUGAGUAUGAGCAUAUGUCUGAAUUUUUACACAGAUGAAUGUUCCUACACUAUAAACGAUUUGAAUUCAAAAGUAGAGUAUUUUAAUAACUGCAUUGGAGACUGGGAACCCUUUUUGGAGAAGUGUAACAUCUCGUUGGACAUCCACAAGAUACUACCAAAUGAAGCUAUUAGUGACGACACCGAGUCGACCAAAUCUCCUAUCAGCAUAAUAAAGAUAAAUAAGAAGGUACUUAAGGGGCUGGAGAAAAAGGAAAACACCCGAUGUAUGCCGAGCUACACACUCGAGAAGGAAGAAAACCAGGGGUCUCAUUUGUCCCUUUUUAACAACAAUUGUGAGAGCGUUUCCAUUGAGCUAGAUGAGAAAAAACUUGGGCCUAAUCAUAAGAACAUUUAUGAAGAUUGCUCGUCCGUUUUUGAAUCACUUCCUGGUGAUAUUGAUCCGAGAAACGAGAAUGAUUUUCAUUUGGAUGACUUCCUGAAGAAGGAGGAAAAUCGAAACAGUUACGAUUGUAUGAAGGACAAUUCCGUUGUUUAUUAUGUCAACUUGACGAGCGAUUUUUUUUACACCUUCGUGAUGCCCGAGAGUACCGUGGAAGACGUGAAGAAGAAGCGCCCCUGUGUUGAUUCCAAGGGGAGAGGUUAUCGAAUUGUGCACGAGGGGGGGAUUCCCACGGGGGGGGCGCAGAAGCAAAAGCAGAUGAAGAAUACGAAGCAGGAUACGAAGCAGAAGGAGGGAACAACAAACCUCGCCGAGGCAUUCUCCAAGAUCGCAUUGCACACCACGAUGGGCAGUGGAAACACCCAUGAUAGGGUUAAGAAGGCUAAUUAUCACAGUGAAGAAAGCGACGCUAACGAUUCCACGUGCGAUUCCGAGGCGGAAAAAACUUCCCCCGAGCUGUAUGCCAAAAUUGUAACCACCAACAAGCUGGUCUCCCUAGAUCGGCUGCUUGUCAAUGAGAUCGCGAACAACUCCUUGAUAGAGAAGAAGUACCUGUAUCUGUACCUCAUCCCGAUUCCCCCCACAAACGUGGUGAACCUUAUACAUGAUAUGUUUGCCGAUAUCAGCAAAAGAGACAUAGUGCUGGAUCUGAUGAUAACGAGGAAUCCGAAGAAGACUAUCCAGAAUUUGCUGAGGUACAGCCAAAGGAGAGGGGACGAGAAGGAUGCAAGCAGAGGUGGUGGGGAGAGUACCGCCAAGGGCAGGCCAAACGAUCCCAAUUGCAACUCCAAUUGCAAGGCGACUAUAUUCCAUAGCGGGGAACAAAGCAGUUACGACAGUAGCAACUAUAACGCAAACCCUGUUACGGAUGAAAGGGGGAUGAUAGAAAAAGUGAUCGAGGGCACCCACAUCGGGGCGGACGAAAUGGAGCAAUUGGGUCGCGAAUCCUCAGCCCAUUUGAGGAAUGACGAUUUGUUCACUUCGAAUGAUGAUUUAUCCCUGGAGGGGGAGGCACAAGAGGAGGAACUCCUUGACGAUGAGGAGGGUACUUCCGAAGGGUGCAGUGAAGACGAGGUGGAGGAGGCACACUCGGUGGAUAGCAGAAAUAGCUCCAAUGGAAGCCACUACUUUAAGUACAGCCAAAGGAGGAAAGAAAUGGGAAAUUCCAUUUUUGCCUCGAACAAAUUCGUAGGCCCAUUUCUGAAGAACUGCGAAUGCGUCAUUAUAAAUUUGAUCAAAAACAGCUGCACGACUCUGACCACAUCGCUGAAUAGCAGCAACGUGAUUCACCUGGUGAAGCCAGUGGAUUAUAUUUUCGAUGAGGUGUAUGGCAGCGGUGUGGGGAGCAGGACCCUUCCCCAGGGUGACAUAAGCGCAGCGGUUCGCGGGAAGGACGACCCAAUGAUGAAGAAUCCAGGUAUGGAUAAGCCAAGUGUGGAGAAGCCAAGCAAGUGGGAAAUGUUGAAUGAAGAGUUGGAUAAGCAGACCAACCUAGCCUGCAAGUACCGACUGAAGAAUGAUUACCUUCCGCAAACCUCGCUCACAGAGACAGUGUGCGAAAUAAUAUCUCCCAUGCCGAAUUACAAAAUAUUCUUCAUGUCAUCAACUGUUCGGAUUGUAAACAAGUGUGGCAUUCCCCUGGAGUUUUGUUUCUUCGAUGGAGGGAGAAACCCCAUCUUGUUGACCUCUCUGGAGAAUAGGACCAUACCGAUUAGCACGCUCUACCCAAAUCACAGCGAUUCGUUUAAGAAUUACAAAGUGUCAAACAGUUUGAAUAUAAACCCGAAUAUAAAAUUGCGUCAGAAGAAUAAUAAUUUAAGUUUCACGGUCAUCUUGAAUCAUGAGUAUUUGUUGUCCACCCCUGAGUGUGCGUUUUGUGGCCCAUCGCAUGUGUAUCUGUCCUUCAAGCCGAUAAAUCUGGUAAGCGAGGAGAACGCGUACUACGAAGUGGUCAGUUCGAGGGGUAAAGGAGACGUUUCCAGAGGAAGAGGUGGCAAAGAAAUCACCUCCUCUGCUCGUGGGAUGGCAGCUUUGAGUAGAAAUAAUCAGUUGGAUAGGCUGGGAAAGGAAGGGUGUACUUCUUCCCCAGGGGGGGAGAGCUAUAUGGCCUAUGAGUCAUCUUUCAAGAAUGGGGCAAACGAACUGAUGGACACCUCUUCUAUUAGCAGCGAAAAGGGAUGGUCAGACAUUUUCAGCUCGGACAUUAACCAAGGGACAUACGUGCAGAAGUGCAAAAUUAAGGAUAGCAAUAAUUACCUUUACUUUAUAGUAAAAAUUGAGAAUAAAAUAAGUGCCCUGCCUGCAGAGAAGAAUUUGAAAAUUAUCACUAUAUACCCCCAUGUAACUGUAGUGAACGCCAUUCCUGCGCUGGUAGACAUCAUAAUCACCUCCGAAAUUUCGGAGGAGAAACAGAAUGAUUACGUGUAUGAAGAGAAGGGCAAAAUCGAGGUUUUAAAAAACAAAAAGGUGAAGUUGUUGAGACAGUGCGAAGAGAUAAAUGCGUACCUGAGCAAACUCGCGUCUGUCAAACAGGUCAGUUCUGGCGGUAGUUGUGCAGGCCUCACAAGUGCUACAGUGGCCGAAGAAACUGCAAGGAUUAUCGCUGGGAGUGGCGAUGGGUCGAGCAGUAGCUACGCGAAUGACUAUCUUGGGGUAAAGGGCGGACAGAACAACGAACGGGUGUACCUAUACGAGUUGAAGCGAUUGGAAAAGGAAAUAAGUAACAUCGAUGAGGAGAUAAAAGUGAAGAAAAAGGAGCUGUCCACCUCCACGUCAAAUAAAGGAUAUGUUAAUAAGAGAUUGAAUCCAUUUUCCAUCUUUUACAUUUAUGAAAUUAAAAAGUAUAGCUGCCUGAACAUGAAGGUGAAAAUUGGAAACUCGCAAUGUGAAUGGUCUGACAAGCUAUUCCUCUUGGAGGAUGACGAAGAGUCCGUUAUGAGAUUUUCUCUAAAUUUUAAACGAUUCGCUUCUGUAGAAGUGGAGUUAAUAAAAAACUUCAGUGGAUAUUUCAACUCGUUGAGUAGCAUCCUGGGGAAUAAGCAGCUCUAUAUCUUUUCGCUACCCCGAUGUUUUAUUGACAGAACAGGUCUGGGUAUUAAGGCAAUCAACUCUAAUAAAUACUACCCCAUUAUAAACGGCAUAACUCUGUUAGGAGAUAAUUCACAAAUUGAUUUGCUAUUACCGCAUAAGACGUAUCAUAAUGAAUUUUUACGGUCGAGCCGAAGUGGGGUUCGCAGUUACGAAGUCGGGGGGGCAGAGACCUUUAACGACUACAGUGACAUUUUCAAUGAUUUUAAUUAUCCCUGUCCCGUUGACAACUCGCUGAUAUUAUUCAAGGCGACAUUACCCCCGAUUGGUAGCUACACCGAGACGAGCGUGGUGUGCAAGAAUUUCUUUUACACCUUUUGUCUGAACACGGAAAAGAUUAAGACGACGAAUAUACCUUAUAUUAUUAGCCGAAUAAUCACUGUGGUUCCUCAGUUUAUCAUUAGCAAUAGGCUGAAUCACCCCAUCCUGGUGAAGCAGUUUCAGACGGAUAAGAUCCAGGGGGUUCGGCCGAAUGACACCUCUCCGUUGUACUUCCCGAAGAAUCAGAAUAUUUUGCUCUUCCGGUUUAAGGCGCUGGAGGGAGUGAGGGAGGGCCAUGGCACUGGGGUGGGCGCUGUUAUUGGAGAUGACGAUGGCGUUAACAGUGGCGUUAAUAGUCGUGGUGGCUGCGUCGAUGGCCAUGCCGAUAGGAAGAGGGAGGACUACGUGUCGCUCCCCUCCCAGCAGUACAAGAUCAGCCAGAACCCAUUUUGGUCGUCUGUCAUAUUUCCGAGUGAAAACUUCGUGGGGACAAACUACAUGGUAGUGAGCAACAGUUGUGUGAAGGAGGAAAAAUCGGAAGUAUACGUAAUUACAUGCAUCCCGGACAUGGGUACGAAAAAUAUAAUAAUCGAAAAGCUAGACAAUAAUAUGAACAAAGGAUUUAUUGCCUAUAACUAUUCCAGCUUGGCAAAAUGGUUGAAAAUACGGACCUUCCACGAUGACACGAAACACCUGAAAGUGGAUGAAGAAGAGAAUUAUACAUUUGAAAGGUUUGAAAAAAAUAUGUUCUUAAAAAACUUCCUAAGCACAGCUGACAUGGAACAUUAUUUUAACAUCGAGUAUGAACAAUCUAGUUACCUCGGCUGGGUCAAUCCCUUCAUUUAUGUUACACGACAUGUACAGAUAGAGAUCGUACUUCACGACAUGAACGUCAUCCCCAGGACGACCCCCUUCAUAUUGAAAUUCGCUCAGUAUAAUUACGCGCAAAAGUCAUUUCAGGUGUAUUAUCGUGACGUGAUUUUUAUCGUCUCCAUAGAGUACAUCCAAGACUUGAUAACGAUUAGGUUGACUCACCGAAUUAACCUCCCUCGGGGGGUACCUCAAGGAAGGGGACCAUUUGGAGUCACCACCUCGUAUGCUUAUAACUCCCGUGAUGGUCGAAGAGUUUCUAAAAAUUCGCUGGACAUGCAAGAGUACCACAAGAUAGAACUCGCCGAGGGGGGGUACCAGUUGAGGGAGAGAAGUGGCCACGAAAGGGGCAUCGCGAAAAGCCCCACAAAAAGCGGCAUUGGCAGUAGCUAUGUUCAAAAGAGGAUGAUGAUUGGCCACAGCGAAUAUAACUAUGUAAAGCAUGGUGCGGAGGAGGACUGGGGGGAAGAAGCAGAGGGAGGCGAAGGCGGAGGUGGAAGCGGCCACCAGGGGCAUGUGAAUGGGUAUGGCGGCUGCUAUGGGAACUACUACCACCGCGUGGGCAGACGGGAGGGGGAAGAAGCCGUGAAGAUGAUCAGCAACACGUACAAAAAUGUGCACGUAAUUAUCAACGUGACGCAGAUAGGGGUAAGCAUUAUAUCGAAUAUCCUGAAGGAAGAGGUUUUCUUCAUCGAGCUGUCGAAGCUGUGUGCCCUGUUUUAUAUGAAGAACGAGGAAGAAGUUAUUGACAUAAAAAUUACGGACGUGCAGGUGGACUGCCAGCUGGAGUCCUGUGAGAAGUGCGUUCUUUUGGCGAACCGAGGCAUAAGCACGAACAAUGGUAAAAGCGGUGAGACAGCAUCCACAUCAGGAGGGGCUUCUGCAGGGAACAGCGAAAAAGAAUUGAAGAGAAUUAAAAAUGCGUAUGGUCAUCACCCCGAGGGAGGUCACGCCAUUGGGAUCGGCGGUGGGGGAGUAGGCCGAAAGGGAAGUUACAUGAGCGAGAUGGACGAGCUAUACGGUCGGAACAAUAGUAGCAGUGGCAUCGGUGGUGAGGGUCGAGCCCAUUUCACAAACAGCGAUAUAAUCAGUAAGAGGCCUACGGAGAGCGGACCAGGAAUAAUUGGAAAAGGCAUGAACACAAAUGAUGAGAAAAUAUUUUUAAACAUCUAUGUGGAGAGAUCUUUCAUCUCUCAUAAGGACGUGAUUUUCAAGAAGAUACAGGUCUCUUUAGACGACGUGGAAAUCGAAAUGGACGCCGAAACGUUAAAUGGAAUUAAUCUGCUCAUAGCAGAGUACAUCGAAGGCAUAAGCGUCGUGCAGAAGAAGAACCUGCUCUAUGAGGAGAUCCAAAAGUGGACUAUUCUACCCGUCUAUGUGAAUUACAGGUCACCAGAUAUCCCCUUAGCCAUAAACAUACAAUACAUGCAAAUUGAUAAGUUUACUCUGAUCGUCUGGUGCUCCUUUCUACUAGACAAGAUGCACAUGAUGAGUGAUUUGCUGAGAAUCGGUUUACGAAUAUUGAUGGUGUCGGGGAAGUUAGAAUUGCUAGGUGCACCCGUCACGCUGAAUCAGGAGAUCUUCAAUAACAUCCGUGUUAGCUUGAAGUCAUUUUAUGCGCUAUUGAAGGAUAAGUACAGCCAUUCUAUUUUAGCAUGCCUAGGGUUCAUAGUGGGAUAUAGCAGCCUGAUUAACAUACCGAAGAUUCCCCUGGAAAUUGGAAGGAAUACCAUAGGGCUAGCCGUUUACGCUGUGGAUAACGUAAGUGUGGGUAUUGGAAGCUUCCUCUCCAAUUUGACCUUCGAUGCCGAGUAUAUUAACAGGAGACAGAAGGAAAGGAACUUUAAGACAAAUACGAACAUGAAAGAGGGUCUCCUAAGUGCUGUGAAGAACAUUGGGGAAGGGGUGCUAAGCUUAUCCAACAUUGUGACGAAACCAAUUGAGGGUGCCCAGAAGGAAGGAGUGGGUGGAUUCUUCAAAGGGAUAGGCAAAGGGGUAGCUGGAUCGUUGGUCAAGCCGCUAGAUAAAGUAGGCCAAGCCGUAUCCGAUGUUACGAGAGGUAUAAAAGCUGAGGUGUCAAAACCGAUUGGAGGACUUAAGUAUAAAAUUAAGAGACAUAGGAAGCCAAGAAUGUUAUGGGGAGAAUAUGGAAAAAUAAAAGAGUACAAUCUGAAUGAAGCUGAAUUGAGGGAAUGUCUAGGGUUGAAAUUUUCAAAAAAUAUUAUGAAAUGCUUGACCAUACAUAAACAGGAGAAUCACCCCCCUGCACAUUAUUCUCUGCUUCUAUAUCCGAAGGUUAUUAUUUAUGCCAAUUUGUAUGCCAGCAUGUUUGUUGGUAGUAAGAGUGGCGAAUUUCUGACGGAGAAGAAGAACCUCGGAGGGGGCGACAUCGUCAUUUGGUCCCUCAGGAUUGAGGACAUCUCCGAAAUAAGGGCCUCCAGCCACGGGGUGAUAAUCCGCACAGGGAACUCCAGCAAUCUCGUGUACAAAAUUCCCUGCAACAACGCGCUUUUGAUAAAUAAGAUUUACCGCGAGCUGCACAGCUCCAGGAGCUCCAUCAAUUCGACCAUCAUCCUGGGGGACGUGCCCUCCUCGCCGCGCGUUUAG
Plasmodium inui San Antonio 1 is the source of this 16521-nucleotide messenger RNA. RefSeq lists its product as hypothetical. The record is from RefSeq and is a predicted model, not a curated record. Bases 1 to 16521 code for a protein of 5506 amino acids. The transcript is spliced from 2 exons. Gene Ontology annotation, cellular component: extrinsic component of membrane. Gene Ontology annotation, biological process: protein retention in Golgi apparatus; protein targeting to vacuole. NCBI's taxonomy places the organism in Eukaryota, Apicomplexa, Aconoidasida, Haemosporida, Plasmodiidae.